This is a messenger RNA of Mizuhopecten yessoensis (Yesso scallop), 519 nucleotides long. RefSeq lists its product as uncharacterized. NCBI's taxonomy places the organism in Eukaryota, Metazoa, Mollusca, Bivalvia, Pectinida, Pectinidae. Bases 1 to 519 code for a protein of 172 amino acids. The record is from RefSeq and is a predicted model, not a curated record. The transcript has a single exon.
AUGCUACUGUGUGGAGAUGCUACUGUGUGGAGAUACUACUGUGUGGAGAUGUUACUGUGUGGAGAUGCUACUGUGUCGAGAUGCUACUGUGUGGAGAUGUGGAGAUGCUACUGUGUGGAGAUGUGGAGAUGCUACUGUGUGGAGAUGUGGAGAUGCUACUGUGUGGAGAUGUGGAGAUACUACUGUGUGGAGAUGUGGAGAUACUACUGUGUGGAGAUACUACUGUGUGGAGAUGUGGAGACGCUACUGUGUGGAGAUGUGGAGAUACUACUGUGUGGAGAUGUGGAGAUGCUACUGUGUGAAGAUGCUACUGUGUGGAGAUGCUUCUGUGUGAAGAUGCUUCUGUGUGGAGAUGCUACUGUGUGGAGAUGCUACUGUGUGAAGAUGCCACUGUGUGGAGAUACUACUGUGUGGAAAAGAACAUUUCUCUGUUCACCUGUGUUCAACAAUUUAUCAUUGCUACAAAAUCUGUUUGAUUAUGUAACACUCUUAAAAUAUUAUUUUGAAAAUGCUUCAUAA